Messenger RNA from Stegodyphus dumicola, 2742 nucleotides. RefSeq lists its product as uncharacterized. The record is from RefSeq and is a predicted model, not a curated record. Lineage: Eukaryota; Metazoa; Arthropoda; Arachnida; Araneae; Eresidae.
GUCUCUAUCAAUGUGUAAUGUAACUGAAAGGAUUCGCCAAAUUGUUAAAGAUCAAGCAAGUCAGAAAAACAUGGAGCUCAUUUCUCUUAUUUUAUUAAUCACGUUAACUUCCGGGGUUAUUCCAGAAGAAUGCAAUUGCGGUCCAAAUGGAACUUGCUCUAUUGAUGACAACGCACAGAAAAACUGCAUUUGUAAUGAAAAGUUCAUAGAGUUUGAAGGAGAAUGUAAAGAGUGCUAUUGUGGAAACUCUUCUUCGUGCUUUCUGGAUGAAAACGGAGCCAAAGAAUGCAUAUGUGAAGAUGGCUACACAGAAGUUGAUGGAAUAUGCAAAGUUAAAGAAUGCGACUGUGGACCUAAUUCCUCAUGCUCUCUUGAUGAAAAUGGAGGAAAGGAAUGUAUUUGUGAUAAUGGACAUGUAGAUUUUAAAGGAAAAUGCACAGAGUGCUAUUGUGGACCCAAGUCAACAUGCUUAUUUGAUGAAAAUGGCACAAAAGAAUGCAUUUGUGAGGACGGCUUUAUAGAUGUCAGUGGAAUGUGCAAAGAUAUUGAAUGUGAUUGUGGACCCAAUUCACUAUGUUCCUAUGAUGAACAUGGAGAGAAGCAAUGUAUGUGUAAAGACGGCUACAGAAAUAUUAAUGGAAAAUGCACAGAAUGCUAUUGCGGGCACAAUUCUACCUGUUUCUUCGAUGAAAAUGGCGUUAAGAAAUGUGUUUGUCAAGAUGGUUUCGUGGAUUUUAAUGGCAAAUGCACAGAAUGCUACUGUGGGUCCAAUUCUACAUGUUCUUUUGAUCAGAACGGAGUAAAACAAUGUAUUUGUGAUGAUGGGUAUAAAAGAUUUAAUGGAAUAUGCACAGAAUGUUACUGUGGAUCCAGUUCGACAUGUGCUUUUGAUGACAACGGAACAAAACAAUGUAUCUGUGAUGAUGGCUUCAAACAUCUUAAUGGAUUAUGCGAAGAAUGCAAUUGUGGAUCCAAUUCUACAUGUUCGUUUGAUGAUAACGGAGCAAAACAAUGUAUUUGUAAUGAGAGAUACAAAAGUUUUAAUGGAUCUUGCAUAGAAUGCUACUGUGGAUCUAAUUCUACAUGUUCGUUUGAUGAAAGCGGAGUAAAACGAUGUAUCUGCGACGAUGACUACAAAAAUCUUAAUGGAUUAUGCGUAGAAUGCUAUUGUGGGUCCAAUUCUACAUGUUCUUUUGAUGACAGAGGAGCAAAACAAUGUAUUUGUAAUGAUGGCUACACGAAUAAUAAUGGAAUGUGUGCAGAAUGCGACUGUGGACGUAAUACAACGUGCUUCUUUGAUGAAAAUGGAGCUAAAGUAUGCCUUUGUAGCGAUGGCUAUAGAGAUGUUAACGGAAAGUGCAUAGAAUGCUACUGUGGAGAAAAUGCAACGUGUUUUUUCAACGACUACGGAACCAAGAAAUGCAUUUGUGAUGAAGACCAUAUGGAAGUCAAUGGAAAAUGCAUAGUUUUAGAUUCAUGUGAACUGAAACUAUGCAAGAAUGGAGGAACCUGCGUUGUUAAAGGAGGCAAAACUGCUUGUCAUUGUCAAAGGGCUUACACUGGAGAUAAAUGCGAAACAGAAUGCUAUUGUGGACUGAAUACAACAUGCUUCUUUGAUGAAAACGGAACAAAGAAAUGCAAAUGUCAGUACGGCUUCACGGAUGUUAAUGGAAAAUGCAUAGAAUGCUCCUGUGGAGGAAAUUCAACGUGUUUCUUCGAUGAAUAUGGAACAAGGAAAUGUGUAUGCGAAGACGGCUACAUAAAUGUUAAUGAAAAAUGCACAGCUAUAUGCAAUCCUAAUCCUUGCGUGCACGGUGUAUGCAAAAUGAUUGACGAACAAGGAUUUUCAUGCAGUUGCGAAGAACCUUAUAAAGGUGUUUAUUGCAAUAUUACAAAUGGAACGAUGCACUCAGCAAACGGCAUUUAUACCACCAUAGUAGCUGUGCUUGGAGCAGUAAAUGCAGUCCUCUUUGUUGUUCUUUUUAUUUGUGGAUACCUCAUGUUUCGAAAAAAAUCAAAAUCUGAAGGGCAUGAUUAUAUACUACCUCCAGAAAGCGAUAUUCUUCCUGAUACGCAUCUAGACAGACGACAGCAGCUUAAGUGGGUAAAUGACAUCGAACUUCGACGCAGUGACUCAAUGCAUUUGCCAGAGAGAAAAGACAGUGUAGAUUUGCAGCUGGAUUUCGCAGGUUAUGCUAAUGCGAUUCCAGGUGUUAAAAUUUCCCAAAAUGAUAGUAAAGAAGAACAGCAUAUUCGUCGAUCUCGCAGAAAAGGUCGUGUCAUUACUGGCCUGGACAAGAACAGGUAAACGCAAGGAAAACGAACUGAGUCGUUUGGAACAACAACACAUCUAGCGAAGAGGUUCGUGGCAAAGGACCUUGUCAUCAUUCUCCCAAAUCUCCUUCCCAUUAUUUGAAAAAGACAGAAGCAUCGCAUUGGAAGCAUUGUGAAAGAAAAGUAUUUUAAGGUGAAUAAGACUUUCCGAGUUAAGAUAUCAGAAAAAUCAUUGCAUAUUUUAGGAAGACAAAUUUCUGAACAAUGACUUGAAACUAUUGAGACCAUUUUCCAAAUGAAACAAGCAGACUGUUGGAAGUGGGAACUAUAAUUUUGGUAGAUAUUAGGUCGUGAUCAUUAAUUCAUUUCGAUAGAAAUUUAAAAUUUUUGCAUCUCGUUAUUUGAAUGUGCAUAUAUAUAUGUAAAUUAUACCAAUUUUAGAUAUAUUAAAAUUUAAUCAUUUCCUGU